Messenger RNA from Papaver somniferum (opium poppy), 1486 nucleotides. RefSeq names its product F-box/kelch-repeat protein At3g23880-like. NCBI's taxonomy places the organism in Eukaryota, Viridiplantae, Streptophyta, Magnoliopsida, Ranunculales, Papaveraceae. The coding region runs from base 1 to 1275 and encodes 424 amino acids. Gene Ontology annotation, molecular function: protein binding. The record is from RefSeq and is a predicted model, not a curated record. The transcript has 2 exons.
AUGUUAAUUCCUUACAUAAGUCAUGAUAUCUUAUCGGACAUCCUGAUUCGGUUGCCUGUAAAGUCAAUUGCACGAUUCAGGUGUGUAAACAAUGAGUGGCACAUUUUAUUGAAAAGCUCUAAAUUUCUUAAAACACAAUACCAGCAUGCUGUUGAAAUUGGCAAAUUUAGUCUCAUACUUCGCAGUUAUAGCAAUAUAGAUACCUUAAGUUAUGAUCCAUUAUCAUUUACAUGUGAGGAAUCUAGUCAUGUCAUUUGCCCAACUGAAUCUCUCGAGAUGGGAAUUGAGUUUCUUGGAUGUUGUAAUGGCUUAGCUUUGUUAAGGCAUAUUAGUAAGUCCCAGUCAUGUGUUCUUAUGCUGUGGAACCCAUGUACCAAUGAAUGUAAGAGAGUACCAAACCCACCUGGUGCAUCAAAAGAUCAAGACAGGAUUUAUGUGGAAUAUGGAUUUGGCUAUGAUUACCAAAUUCAAGAUUUUAAAGUGGUACGUCUGGCGGAGUCUCUUGAGAAAAGUUGGUGUAAGGUUCAUGUCUAUACCCUUAAAUUAAAUUCAUGGAGAGGAAUUGAUGGCGUCGAGAUGGAUGACUUUGAUGAUGCAGGAAUGUUUGAUAUGGCUCGCUUGCCUGUAAAUGGGUCUCUUCAUUGGAUAGUAUAUGCAGAAGGAAGUGAAUUCAAAAAUGACCAUUUUAUUCUUUGUUUUGAUAUUGAGAAAGAGGAGUUCGAUAAGAGGCCACUGCCUAUCCUUGAAGUAGAUGCCGAACCAUUUUUGUGCGUCUUGGGAGAGUCACUUACCUUAUCGUCUUAUGAUUCUGAGGUUGUAAGUGUGUGGGAGUUGAAGGACAAUGGUGUGAAGAAAUCAUGGGCCAAAUUCGUCACCAUUGAGCUAGAAAAACAUUUUGGGGUAGUUAACAAUUUUAUACCCGUGCAGUCGUUAAAGAAUGGGAAAAUUUUGUUGGGGUUAGACCUGGAUGAUAAUUGUUUGCAUAUGGUUAUAUAUGACCCAAACCAGGACACCAUUCUGGAUAUCCAUGAGGAUUCAAUGGCUUCCUCUCGCAGUGUAGCUGUCUAUGUGGAGAGCCUAAUUUCGCUGGAAACAGGUUCUUAUCUUGGGCCAGCACAAUGGGAAACUUCACACAAAGAGGACGAGGACGACUCUAAAGAAGAUGAUGAAGAGGAGGAGGAGGAGGAUGGUGAUGAUGGUACUGAAGACGGUGAGAGUCUUGGUGACGAAGAAGAAGAUACUGAGAGCAAAGAGAAGAUAAACAAGUCAACGUGAGGAUGUUAUGCGCUGUUUUCAUAGAUGUUUAAUAAAUAUGUUAAUUUGGAGUAAUUCAUGUCUUGUCCUUCCUUUCCAGUUUCCUGUAUUUUAUUGGGUGUUUUCUCUGUUAAAAAUGAAAUCACUUUGUAAUCUUAUUUUAAUCUGUUGCACAGUCUGCAAUUGCAAGUCUUGCUAAUUUGCAUAGACAUCCGAUCAUGUAUGACUAUUA